UAGAAAGAAAAGAGACGAAAAUAUAGAAUACAGACAGAGAAGAGGAAGAUCAAAUCUACUAUCGAACAAUAAAAGAUGGCUUAUUUGUUGGGGAAUGGGCUGCUUGCCCACAUUUUCCUGCUCUUCUUGUUGUUGGCCGCCUGGUCUCAUGUGCAACCUGUCCAUGGAGGUUUGAGGACAGAGGGACUGGUUGAAGGCACCACAGAAGUGAUCAGUCACUCACAGGGGCUGGUGGCACGGCUGGAGGGCCUUCUGGUGCUGGGAAAUAACAGUGACAUCUCCCUACGUGUUGAAACAGUGGAUGCGGAUGAGGUCAAGGUUAUCCAAGCCCACACGCUAGUGCUUUCACUGCAGAGCAGAGUGUUUGAGGAGAUGCUGAGAAACCGCAAUAGUAGCACGCUAGUGCUGCGAGAAACAGCAGAAUGCACUGCCGUGUUCGAGAAAUUCAUCAGAUAUCUGUAUUGUGGUGAACUCACAUUGCAGUUAGACCAAGCCACACCACUGCACAGACUAGCUACCAAGUACGGUAUCUCCAGCCUCCAGCAAGGACUAACCCAGUACAUGAGCCAGAACCUGGCCAGCGAUUCUCUGGGCGGUCACGUGGUGGGCUGGUACCAGUAUGCUGUUUCGGUUGGCGACGCGGCGCUGAGAGACAGCUGCCUUCAGUUUUUAUCGUGGAAUCUAUCAUCGGUGCUUCAGAGUACAGAAUGGCCUUCGGUUAGUGUUGAAUUGCUAUUGACCCUCCUGCAGCGCUCCGAUUUAGUAUUGAAGAACGAGCUGGAAUUGUUCGAGGCGCUUGAAAUCUGGCUCACCCGGAACGACCCGGACACCCUGACAGCAGAGAACGCCCUUCGACUGGUGCGCUAUGCCAUGAUCCCUCCACGCGAAUUGUUUCGCUUGCAGCGACAGUCGGCGAUCAUGAUGCGCUACCACGAAUCGGUGCGUGAUCUUUUCUACAUGUCGUACCAGUUCCAUUCAGCUUCGCCGCUUCAGCUGGCCAAGUUCUUCGACGUGAACUGCAGCCUCUUCGUGCCCCGUAACUAUCUUUCAUCCAUGUGGGGAUCUCAGUGGGUCAUAAGCAACCCGGCACGGGACGAUCGCAGCACUAGUUUCCAGACCCAGUUGGGUCCGAGCGGGUUUGACUCCAGUAAGCGGGUGACAUGGAAUGCCCUGUUCUCGCCCCGCUGGCUCCCUCUCAGCAUGCGGCCCAUGUACACAGAGCAAGGUGCCAUGCAGCCAUCACGGCCCGAUGGAGGAAACGGCAUUGCCCGGCCUCGUAUCAUCAUCACACCUGCUACUUCCAGUGCAGAUUUUGCAGGUGUCAGCUUCCAAAAGACUGUGCUCAUCUUGACAAAGCAGAAGAACAAGCUUGUGGUGCGGCAUAUCUUCAGUUUCCACCAAAGCACAGAGGAGGUUGGGGAUUUCCUGGUCGGUGAGGACCUGCAAUAUCGCACGUCUGAGUACCUGGUGGAUGGAUCGCUGUACUUACACAUCAUUGUAAAGCCUAUCUACCAGACUCUUAUAGCAACCAAGAAAUAAUGUAACAAGUACAUUGAAGUAGAAUACAUUUUAUAUUUAGAAGGUCUAAAGUUUUAUUGAUGCAUGGAAGAAAAUGUUUAGGUUUAAUGUGAUUAACACUAAUAAAGUGCGUCUCCACUGUCCUUACUCUGGAAAAAAGUCUAGAAAAAUAAAAUGCGAUAAUCCACAUGUACAAAAUUGAAGGGAUAGUUCACACAGAAUUCUGUCAUCAUUUACUCACCCUUGUGUCAUUCCAAACCUGUAUAACUUUUUCUUUCCCCCAUGGAACACAAAAGGAGAUGUUUGGAGGAAUGUUAACGCUGCUCUCUUUAAUAUGGUGAAAAUGGAUGGAGAACAGGACCUGUCAAGUUCUGAAAAGCACAAAAACACUACUAAUACAUCUUAAAAGUAUCCAUGUGAGGCAUGCACUACAUUCCAAGUUUUGAAAAUAUUCUAUGAAUAUCUCCUUUUGUGUUCCGUGAAGGAAAGGAAAUAAAAGUUUUGUAAAUUAUGACACAAUUUUAAUUUUCAAGCAAUUGUUGCUUUAAUGUAGGCCUGUGACAUACAUUAGUGUCCCAGAUAUAAUAACUCAUAUCAUAGGUAAUUUUCAACUUGAUUAGGCAGAAGCCCUUUUCUUUUUAGGAAAACCAAUUUAUGUAUAAUCACAACAUUCUUUGUCUACACUGGACAAAAAAAGAGAAAGUGCACAGAAUUGUUGAAUUUAGCAUAUUAUUGCAAAAUGUAUAUUGCAAAAAAGAAACACAGGUUGCAACAAUAAAAACAUUAUUCUUAUUCUUAACAUUUAAAAUUUUAAUAUACUACGUUUUAAGUGUUUCAAGGUGCUAUUGUACAUUUAAUGAGAAAUAUCACGUGUCUUUCAAACCGGUAAUGUCUUGAAACAUCACACAUUUGUGCUGGUUAUUUAAGACCAUUAAGUGAUGUUAUAUAUAAUAAUUCUUAGAUAGGCUGCAGGCCUAGUUAGGCUAUUUUUCUGUAUUUUCCUAUCUGUGACCAUACUAUUUUCUUAGAUCCAUUUCCUUGCAUGUUAGGAUCAUGUACAGUAUUCACUCCCCUGAGCAGACCACACAAUAAAAUACAUGAUGCUUACAGAAAGUUUGAGUCUAUCAUUGAUUAUGUGGGUAAAGGAAAGAAGACAAGACUUCAGACACAAGGUCAUUGCGGUCUUCUUUAGAACACAUAGCUACUAAGAGUUCACGUUUUAUUGAGUGCCUUUAUCUGCAGGGGUGUAAAACGUACAGAGAUUCUCAUACAAGACAGUACCUACGACCAGUGCAGAGAACAAAACACUCUUAUAAACCAGUUCUUUAACGAUGACUGUAGUCCGACUCUUGAAAGAAUGAUUCAUGAUUAAUGAAUCGAUUCUUUAAAGUGAAUCAACAACAUGCAGCGCGAUUAGCGGAGUCCGAUUCCCGAUCGAAUAACUCUUAUGAGCCAGUUCUUUCAAGUGACUCGAAACCACUUAUGAAUCAGUUGGAGCGGUUGUAAAUUAAUCUUUCAGGACGUCAUGAAACGAACCAAUAGUUAAUAGUGUUAAUUCUCACGAAUUUAAUGUGACUGAAUUUUUGUUUUGCUGUAAUCAGUAUAUAAAUAUUAAUUAAUAAUACAAAAAAAAAAAAAAAAAA
This is a messenger RNA of Onychostoma macrolepis, 3161 nucleotides long. It is a transcript of the gene btbd17a, whose product is annotated as BTB (POZ) domain containing 17a. NCBI's taxonomy places the organism in Eukaryota, Metazoa, Chordata, Actinopteri, Cypriniformes, Cyprinidae. Bases 76 to 1539 code for a protein of 487 amino acids. The record is from RefSeq and is a predicted model, not a curated record. Gene Ontology annotation, molecular function: protein binding. The transcript is spliced from 3 exons.